AUGAGCGAAAUAUCGCGGGUAAAAUCUCAAAUUGUUUCUCGAUUCUCGAUAGGUGGAUUUCAAAUUAGAAGCGACGCCAGCUUAUUUCUAGCCCAACAAAUCCUUUCGCUUGGCGAAGCAGAGCGUAAACAAUGGAUUACAAAUGUAGCAAAUCAUGUACAGAGUCAGUGCUUAAGUCUUCCAGUUGUGGAACAGAAACAUAUAGAACUCGCUAUCAAGGACGCAAACAACACUGGACUAGAUGAUACGGAGUCGUUAUUCAGAGUGAUUGACGCUUUCGACGUGCCUUCAUUUAAAUAUUGUGAAGAAAGGAAAAAGUUUCUUCCGGAUACUGGAAAAAAGAGUUUGCUGGCAACACCGGAUACCAAAUCCAGUUACAUACGCGAAAGGUAUUUACUGCUUUGGCAGAAAACUUGCCGUCAUGAAAUGUUUUCUCGACGCUUGGCGCUGGGAGUGGACGAGUCAGCAAAUAGCAACAAAAAGAUCCUGCGUAAAGUUGAAAAUCUGCUUUCAACGUCAUCGAUGGAUGAAGUAGUAUUACUAGGUCUGCUAACUCAACUUACUGAGGGUCGUUUUUAUCUAGAGGAUCUUACUGGGUCUGUACCGAUUGAUCUUAGUACGGCGUCCUACUCAACAGGACUGUUAUGCGAAGGAUGCUUCCUGCUUGCAUUCGGCAAUUACAGGGAAGGAAUUUUAAAGAUCGAUCAGAUCGGUUUUCCUCCUCAUGAACUGGCUUCGAGCAGUAGGUCGUUUUUUGGGUCCUACAACAGUUGGGGAGGACCAUCGAAAUCGCUUUUGAAAUAUUCCCGCAAUUUGGCCGAUUUGGAAAAAGCAAAUGUGGAUCAUAGUUUAGUAUUUCUUUCCGAUUGUUGGCUAGAUAAUGGGAUGGUAAUGGAAAAGUUGAGCCAACUAUUUAGAGGCUUUGACGAAUAUCCGCCUGUCGCAAUCAUUUUAAUGGGACCGUUCGCCCGAAUGAAUGAGAAUGUGUACACGAUAAAAAGUAGCUUUCAAAAGCUUGGUGAAAUGUUAUCUUCCUGUGAAAAGCUUAAAGCACAAACGGAUUUAGUGUUGGUGCCUUCCAUCGAUGACCCUGCAGCUGCCAAUAUUUUACCCCGUCCUCCGAUUCCGGAUGUCUUGGUUGGAGAGCUCAAGAAACGGUAUCCUAGGACGAUAGUGACAACAAAUCCUUGUCGUUUGCAAUACUGCACUCAGCAGAUCGUUGUAUGUCGCGCAGAUUUAGUAACUAAGUUAUGUCGAAAUACGAUCAAUUUUCCAAAACAAGGCCUGUUAGAGGAACACUUCGCUCGAACGCUCAUCAAUCAGGGCACCUUGGCUCCGCUUACACCAAUUGCAUUUCCAACGCAUUGGAACUACGAUGCCGCCCUGUCAAUUUAUCCUCUUCCGGAUUUGAUCGUGAUUGGCGAUCCUUGUCAAGGAUUUCACAUCACUGAACAAGAAUGUACUGUGAUGAACGUGGGAUCGUUUCCAAAAUCGAAAUUUGCAUUCAAAGUGUACUACCCAUCCACCAAAACAGUCGAAGAUUCACAACUACCUGACGAAGAAUGA
Molecule: messenger RNA, 1566 nt
Organism: Anopheles nili
Lineage: Eukaryota; Metazoa; Arthropoda; Insecta; Diptera; Culicidae
Gene: DNApol-epsilon58
Product: DNA polymerase epsilon subunit 2
Exons: 3
Coding region: 1-1566 (521 amino acids)
Biological process (GO): DNA-templated DNA replication; error-prone translesion synthesis
Cellular component (GO): epsilon DNA polymerase complex
Molecular function (GO): DNA binding
Source: RefSeq, a predicted model, not a curated record